This is a messenger RNA of Oncorhynchus gorbuscha (pink salmon), 2357 nucleotides long. RefSeq names its product FERM domain-containing protein 3-like. The record is from RefSeq and is a predicted model, not a curated record. Bases 120 to 1898 code for a protein of 592 amino acids. The transcript has 7 exons. Lineage: Eukaryota; Metazoa; Chordata; Actinopteri; Salmoniformes; Salmonidae.
GGCGACAGAUGCAGCCUCUCCCACCUCGCCAGUCUCUUGCAUCCAUUCCUACGCUAAACGCGUCACUGCCAGUAAAAGCGUUUGUUUGAUAUGUGGACCAGGCAAAUCAGGGCAGAAGAAUGAAAAUGCUUCGGUUUCGUAGUCCAAGCCUCCGCUCUCUGGAUCAAGAGAUCCAGGUCACGAUUCGGUUACUGGACGACUCUGAGAUCUCGUGCAGCAUCCAGCUCGUUCUCUCUUUCUCUCACUCAAUCUCUCUGCAGAAGAAACUGGUGCUGACGUUCCACACCUCUACCCCAGCGGCGUGUAAACAUUUGUGGAAGUGUGGGGUGGAGAACCAAGCAUUUUACAAAUGUGCAAAGUCAAGCCAGAUCAAGACUGUGUCCAGCAGUAAUAUUUUCUUCAAGGGAAGCAGGUUUCGGUACAGUGGAAGAGUUGCAAAAGAAGUAAUCGAAGCCAGCUCCAAGAUCCAGAGAGAAUCACCGGCGGUGCAUCGGUUACACUUUGGGCAGAGCAGAAGCUUCAACUCACUGAGCCACAAAAACCUGAUCAUAAACAUGGAGCCUCUUGUCCCAGCACUGCCCUCCACCAAUGAGUAUGAAGAGACCUCGGCAGACAAUGGUAAGAGCACGCACCGGCGGACUUGGGUGAGGAGCUGGGUGAGGGGCUGUGUGAGGAGCUGGUUAAGGAGAUGGGUGAGGAGCUGGUUGAGGAUCUGGGUGAGGAGCUGGGUGAGUGGCAGGGUGAGGAGCUGGUUAAGGAGAUGGGUGAGGAGCUGGGUGAGGGAGCUGGGUGAGGAGCUGGGUGAGGGGCAGGGUGAGGGGCAGGGUGAGGAGCUGGGUGAGGGGCUGGGUAAGGAGCUGGUUGAGGAGCUGGGUGAGGGGCUGGGUGAGGAGCUGGUUGAGGAGCUGAGUAAGGGGCUGGUUGAGGAGCUGGUUGAGGAGCUGGUUGAGGAGCUGGGUGAGGGGCUGGGUGAUGAGCUGGGUGAGGGGCUGGGUGAGGAGCUGGGUGAGGGGCUGAGUAAGGGGCUGGGUAAGGAGGAAGAGGAGAUCCUAGGUGUGGGUUGUGGGGAGGUUCUGGAGGAGCGGGGAGAUGCGGUGCGCUGCCGGUUAAAGAUCACCACCAGUCACAACCUGCAGCUCCGCAUGGCCAACCACACGGCCCGGGACAUCUAUGUACGCCUGCUCGGCCACGGGGAGCGCAUCUCUGGGACCGGACUACUGGCUCUGAAGGACUCUGUUCACUUGUCCCCCCUGAAGCCAUCUACCACCCCCACGGAACGAGAGCUGGAGUGGCUGGAGGGCUCUGCUCUGGGGCAGCACAAGGAGGAGGAGGCCCCUACCAGGGCUGGGGGGGAGGCAGAGGGGGAGGAAGAGGAUGAGGAGGAAGAGGAGACGAGUGGAGUCCUGACCAUCUCUGAGUUGGUGUACAACCCCUGUGCCAGCAUGCUGCCCACGCCGGUGGACGACGGCCAGGGAGGGGUUGACCUGCUGUUCCAGAGCCCCAUCCAGAGCCCUGCUCGCCUGCUGAGAGAGCUACAUGCUGACCCUGACAUCCAGGCCCAGCUGGUGGCCGAGAGGGUGCGUGACCGUGCCUUCGAGCGUGCACGUGUGGUGGGGAGGACCAUGCUAGGUAGCGGGCUUCGCCUCCUGACGAGGAAUGAGCGGGUGAACACGUGUGUGCUGAGCGCGGUCCGCCUCAUCGCCAUGGUGAUAGGGGUGCUACUGGUUGCCGUACCGAUGCUGCUGCUGCUGCUGGAGUCGGACAUAGACGUGUCGUUUUUGCACGAGAUCAGGCAGACACCUGAGUUUGAGCAGUUCCACUACGAGUACUACUGCCCACUGCGCCGCUGGAUCCUCUGUAAGACCAGCAUGGUCAUGGAGAGGCUGGGAUGGGACUGAAGAGAAGAGGAGACACAAGAGUGGAAAGAGAAAUGGAGGAGUAGGAAGAGGAGGAAAAUUGAGGGAGGGUUGCUUUCACUCUGUACCAUGUUUCUGUCUGCUCGCUCCUGAUGCUGACACGCUGAUGGGUAUUUGUUGGGAUUGGACAGUGAUUUUCUAGUAGGUACGAGACAUAUAUGUCUCUGGAGCUCAUUUGAUUGACUCUCCUCUUCAUAACAGAGUCAAUGAUUGAUCCCAGACACUGUCAGUAAUGGCGGAGUGGGUGGGACAGAGAGAGAACAUAGAUCUGAGAGCAACCCUAUAUCACUGGCAACAUAACAGCCACAGCCUACAGAUAGAUACACUACAUGACCAAAAGUAUGUGGACACCUGCUUGUCGAACAUUUCAGUCCAAAAUCAUGGGCAUUAAUAUGGAGUUGGUUCCCCUUUGCUGCUAUAACAGCCUCCACUCUUCCGGGA